Messenger RNA from Leptosia nina, 951 nucleotides. The record is from the annotation of a GenBank genome assembly. Lineage: Eukaryota; Metazoa; Arthropoda; Insecta; Lepidoptera; Pieridae.
AUGUGGUUAAAAGUUUUAUUACUCUCGAUUUUCGGAUGUCAGAUAAUUCUUACUUAUGACCUUAGUGGAGUGAUUUCUGGCAACCGAAUGGCUGGAGUUCCACUUGGAAGGUCGCUUGGAGAUGGCGAAGUGGACGUAGAGGGCAUUUGCACCACAUCAGGCAUGGCAUGCCAGAACUGCACCCACGCUGUGACUUGCGUACCACUCCCAAUUGGGUGGUUAAAGGUACCACUUCAGCAGUGUUCUGGAGAACAGAGCUGCAACGCACACUUGGGUCAAUGUUCUUCGCAGCAUGUCCCGGAAUGUGACGUGGUCAGCCAGAAGUACCAGCAUAUAUGUGAACAGGUUGGCAUUUUCCCAGACGCUUAUGAUUGCAGAAAGUUCCACUUAUGCUCGCCUCCUGUAGGUCUACCAGACGGAGCUCCAGCUGACCAUAGAGUCGCGUUAUGUCCAAGACACUAUAGUUACAAUCCUCAGACCGCUCAAUGUUCGAUCCCUCUACAGAACGGUCAAUGUAUUCGACGACCUGUUCCCGAUUGUACGAGGGUUGGCCAAUCAGGAGCUUUGGAGACGAGCUCAAACCAUUACUACGUGUGCCUUUCCAAAGGUGGAACUCUUAGAGCACAAAUAUUUAUUUGCCCACACGGCUGGCAUUUCUCAAAUGGGUAUUGUCGUCCUGAGUUAAUUGAUUCUACGACAGCAAAAUCUAUCGAUGAACCAACAAAAGCUACGAGAGAAUCGAGACAAAUGGAAGUUGCAACGACUGAAAAGACUACGAAGGUAGCAACAUCGAAAAUAGAUGCGUUCUUCUCGACAGAAAAGCCUGUGACCUAUGCGGCAGAUACUUUCUUAGCUGAUAGGUUUGACUUGGCUAAUUACGAAACAUUUGACGAGACGCAUAGCGCCAACGACUUUCCAAAUUCGUUUGAAGAGAGCAGCGAUUUUUGGUAA